This is a messenger RNA of Clupea harengus (Atlantic herring), 5038 nucleotides long. It is a transcript of the gene dgcr2, whose product is annotated as DiGeorge syndrome critical region gene 2. Gene Ontology annotation, cellular component: membrane. Gene Ontology annotation, molecular function: protein binding. NCBI's taxonomy places the organism in Eukaryota, Metazoa, Chordata, Actinopteri, Clupeiformes, Clupeidae. The record is from RefSeq and is a predicted model, not a curated record.
UAAUGGGGAAUCUGGCAGAAUGUUACAAUAAGAAGAAUAAACCCCGCCCCCUGUCUGUAAACUGAUUGGUUGUCUAGUGUGUUUGGGAUUGUUGUGAUGGGAGAACGGAGCCAUCUUGUUUUAUUUCUGUUCUUGGGUAUAUUGGUCAGGCUGGUAGUCUCAAAGGAGGUUCGCGGGUGUCAAAUUAUGUAGAUCGUUUGUACGAUAUGUGUUUAUAGUUGCAGUUCCAUUAUGGGCCACGUUUUUUUUUGUCGACGAGGAAAUAACAAAUAGCUAGAUCGAUCUUCGUUGCAAGUUGUUGACGAGGGUGUGCUAGUUCAUAUUCUCGGUUAUUUUCUUUCUGUGUGGGUGAACUACUAUGAAUGGAGGAUAAAUGUUGCCGAAGGCUGACAGCAGCAGUUUCGUCCUUGUCUUGUCUCUCCUGUUUGUUCUGACUUUAACGGAUCCACCACGGACAGGCCCUCGGCUAGCGUUGGCCAGGCUUCUGUCAGAGCAGCGUUGCAGCUCUGGGCAGUUUGCAUGCCGCAGUGGGAAGAUGCAGUGUAUCCCUCUGUCCUGGCAGUGUGAUGGCUGGACUGCUUGUGAUGACAAGAGCGAUGAGAUGGACUGCCCCCCCAUAAAAGAGGAGCGGUAUCGCUAUGGCAAUGGCUAUGACCAGGUGGAAGAUGUGAUGGGUGUGGCCCAGCCUGUGCGCUUCAACAAGAAGUGCCCAAGUGGCUGGCACCACUACGAGAAGACGGCCAGCUGUUACAAGGUGUACCUGCGCAAUGAGAACUACUGGCAGGCCGUGGACACCUGCCAGAAGGUCAACGGCUCGCUGGCCACGUUCGUCACCAACGAGGAGCUCCAGUUCAUCCUGAAGAUUGAGGUGGACUUCGACGAGAAGGUCUGCGAAAGGAGGGACCAGUGCAAGUUCUGGGUGGGCUACCAGUAUGUCAUCACUAAUCAGAACCACUCAAUUGAGGGACGCUGGGAGGUGGCCUACAAAGGUUCCAUGCAGGUGUUCCUGCCCCCAGAGGGUCUGACGAGUUUGGGGGAGGCAGUGCCCCCGCAGGACAACGUGUUCUGUGCGCAGCUGCAGCGCUUCCAGAUGAAGAGCAUGAACGAGCGGGGCCUGCACAGUUGGCACGCCGAGAACUGCUACAAGAAGUUCCCCUUCCUCUGCAAAAGGAGACAAACGUGUGUGGACAUCAAGGACAACGUGGUGACCGAGGGCUACUACUUCACGCCGAAGGGUGACGACCCGUGUCUGAGCUGCACGUGCCACGAUGGCGAGCCUGAGAUGUGUGUGGCGGCGCUGUGUGAGCGCCCGCAGGGAUGCCAGCACUUCCGAAAGGACCCCAAAGAGUGCUGCAAGUUCACCUGCCUGGAUCCAGAUGGCAGUAGUCUGUUUGACUCCAUGGCCAGUGGGAUGCGUCUGAUAGUCAGCUGUAUCUCUUCCUUCCUCAUCCUCUCCCUCCUGCUCUUCAUGGUGCACCGCCUCCGACAGAGACGCCGCGAGCGCAUCGAGACCCUCAUCGGAGGCAACCUUCAUCACUUUAACCUGGGCCGACGGGUCCCGGGCUUCGACUACGGUCCGGACGCUUUUGGGACGGGCCUCACACCCCUGCACCUCUCAGACGACGGCGAGGGAGGGGCCUUCCACUUCCAGGAGCCCCCCCCUCCCUACGCCGCCUACAAGUACCCUGACAUCCAGCACCCCGACGACCCCCCACCCCCAUACGAGGCCUCCAUCAACCCAGACAGCCUCCUCUAUGUGGACCUGGCGAGGAACGGCAUGCCGGUGGGCGUGGGUCAAAUGGGCGUAGCCGCGGGUGCCGGUGAGGUGUCUGUACCGCCCCCACUGUCGCCCCACCCACAGGAGCGCGAGGACUCCAUUGAUAGCAGCACCUUUCUGGUGGCCCCCGACACCCCCACAGAGAGAAUCGGCCCCGGGGGGGGCCAGGACACCCCAGACUGCAGCAGCGCCCCCUCUCUCAGCACAGUGGUAUAGACCUGCAGUGGGACAGAGAGAGAGAGAGAGAGAGAGAGAGAGAAGGGAAGGGAAGGGAAAGAAAAGGAGGGAGGGAGGAAGGGAGGAGUGGAGGAGGAGGAGGAGGAGAAGACAAACUUACUUUAAAGGCCUGAAAUCAGGGGAAAGGGGAUGAGAGGUGCUACUCUCUUUUCAUCCAGGAGAAGAAAGAAGAGUAGAAACAUGAGAGAGAUGAGAAAUGAGACAAAAGUCAAUGAGACCCUUUGAGAAAGAGAAGAAGCAUAACCCAGCAGAAGAGAAGGAGAAUCUCGCAUCUCGUCACACAAGAAUGAACUGAAACAGUGUGCCUCUGUGUUUGUGUGACAUGACGGGCGUGUUUCUGUACAGAACUGAGUGAGGCGUCACCAAGGUCUGACGCUACAGAGGCCGGCCAUGUAUUUGCUUUGUGGUGAGGCAGCUUGUACUUCCUGUUUUUGUUGUGGUAGGUCCCCCCCAGUGUCCUUCUCCGCAACCUGUAAAUAUGGGCCCCUUUCCUGCCUGUCUUCUGCACCUCGCUUCGUUUUGUGUUUGCUUUCUUGUUUUGUUUUUGUUUUGUUUUCUCCUCCCUGUCACAUGAUCUCCCACCUGUUGCUAACGGAGACAGGAUAGACAUAGUCGUAAGGACACGUUGGUAGUAAUGGCAACGUCGUCCGACACAAAGACGGACGGACUGUUUACCCCGGUGGGCAGCAGGUGUGACCUUUUGACCCUUUUCGUCUUCCCCUGUGUCUGCUCACUGGCCUCCUGAUGAGUUUGGCUGGCCUCAUUUGACUCCUUCAGACUCCCUGGGGUCAGCAGGCCAGCAUGAGGAUGUGGGGAAACUGGUGCAGGUCGUGUGUCGUGUUGCGUUGCAAUCGCGUUCGCCUCGCACUACAAACGAUCAUGGUACGGAUGACUCCAGACUGAGCCCCUUUAUAAUGCAGAGUCCCCCAAGACUGCUGUCUGAGUUUCUCCUUCUUCCUUUGUAUUGUCAUUCGUCUGGACUCUGGAGGUGGUAAAGUAAAAAUACUCUGUGAUGUGUGUGUGUCUGCCUGGUUACUCGGAGUCGUCGUGGUGAUGGCGAUGGUCGUGAUGUUCUCUCUCUGUGCCUCAGGACACACACACACACACACACACACACUUAUAUACUCACUAUAGUAAUAACACUCAUUACUAUGGAGACUCCGGUGCUCAUCAGAACCAUCCAAUAAGAGCUCUUGUGUGGACCGGCUUGUGUGAUUGGUUGGCUGUGUGUUUACAGCAGCAUCAGCUGGCAUAGGACUGUAGUAGACAGUGUAGACAGGUGUGUGAACGAGCGAGCCUGUGUGUUUAUGUGCAUUUGUUUGUUGUUGUUGUUGUAGUUUAUUUUUUAUUUUUGUAAGUUCUUCAUCAAACGUAUGACAUGCAGACAAUGACCUCUUCACCCAUCUUUGAAUUUGACUGUGUGUAUUUGACACAGCCUGUACGGCAAACAUGAAAAAGCUAUUAAUCUAUUGAUUUUCUUUUUUCUUUCUCUCUUUUCAGUAUUUUGCACAUGAGACUUUUUUUCUUUUUUUUCUGUGCAGUUUCUUUACUAUUUGCUCCAGACAAACACUGAUGGCUCUAUGAAUAGAGUCAAACUCCACACCUCUCUAAAGCCAUUGGCUCAGGAGUUUUAUGAUGGCUUAUGAUCUGCACGAGUUGGUUCAUUAAGCUGGUUUACUGAUGCCCCCCUCCAGCCCCCGCCAUGUCUAGUCUUUAAGUUCACCCGAGCGCUCUACCCCAGCGCUAGGCAGCUUUAGAGUAGGGAUGCCCCAGGUGUCAUGAGGGAGGCCAUGUCACGUUACAUAGCCCUAGAAUUGGACAUGACAAUCAUUUCAGGCUUGUAGAAGGACAACUGGGCUGCCAUAGUGAGGCCGAAAGAAGAAAGAAACUCUUAGUUUGGUUGGGGUGUUUUUAUUUAUUUAUUUUAGUUGACUGUAGAGGUGAUGGUACAGGUGAGGUUAGGGUGACACUGACAUAACAGCUGAGUUAAUGUCCACAGACACAGGCUUUAGCGUGUGUGUGUGUGUGUGUGUGUGUGUGUGUGUGUGUGUGAGAGAGUGAGAGGUUAAUGUCUACAGACACAUACAGGCUUUAGCUGGUGCGUGUGUGUGUUAGUGUUAGAGGGUGAGGUUAAUGUCUACAGACACAUACAGGCUUUUGUGGACACCCUGUUGUCUUUGGUGGACUGUCUGCAAAGCUCCUCUCCAUGUCAUUGUCGUUAUGUAUGAAAUGUCUAAUUUUUUCAUUUCUUUAGUUUCAUUUGCGUUGCGCACAGACAAUCCUCUGUGAAGCGCUAUGUUAAAAAAAAAAAAAAGAGAAUUUUUCUGUGUUUAUGUAAGGGGUUGGGGUCGAUGACAAACGUGUAAACAUUUUUGAGUGUGUGAACAUUUGUAUUUUACUUUGAUUCUUCUGUCCCUUCCCCAUGGUUUGGGCCUGAGGUGCAUGUUUUUGUGUUUUGGGCAUGCUCAGAAUCGUCUCUUUUUAACCCACUCUGUGCUGGAGCUCACGUCUGCUUGGGCCUCCAGCACUCUGACGCCUGACAGCAGGCUCCUGGAGACCCACCUCUGCACCCGUCCUCCCCCAACAACCCAUCCCCAGAGGAGGGGUCGGCUCUGGGCUGGAUUUUGGCUGGAUCUGCUCCCGAUCCGAUCUGGGGGAUCUGGCUGGUUCUGAUCCGAUCGGGGCGGGGAUGUGCCUAAUCCAGACCCAGAGCCUGACACUAACUGGGACCCCAUUCUACACCCUUUUGCGUCUGCAAGGAUUUUAUAAGUAGUUGAUUUUUAUUUGUUAUUGAUUACAGACUGUGGUGGUGCAACAAGAUUUUGAAGGGGUGGGGGAUUUGUAAAAAAAUAAAAUGUUUUAAUGUAGAAUGCAAGCAGUCAGUGACUUUUAAAUGUUGAUUUUACUUUAGGCGUUAUAUUUUUUAAUAGUAGAUUUUUCUGCUUUUUUGCAAGGGGCUUUUAAGUUUUAUUUUGAAGUAGAUGUACAUCUAAUCAAAUGCCAAAUAAAUUGUAUCAUAAAGAA